AUGGGGGCGUCGGACAACACCAAGGGGCUGGCGCUCGCGGUCGCCUCCAGCGCCUUCAUCGGCGCCAGCUUCAUCCUCAAGAAGAUCGGCCUCAUGCGCGCCGGCAAGUGCGGCGUCCGCGCNNGCGGAGGGGGAUACACGUAUCUUCUGGAGCCUCUCUGGUGGGCUGGCUUGAUCACCAUGCUGCUUGGGGAGGUCGCCAACUUUGUCGCCUAUGUCUUCGCACCAGCUGUCCUCGUGACUCCUCUUGGAGCACUGAGCAUAAUCGUCAGUUCAGUGUUAGCGCACUUUGUGCUGAAGGAGCGGCUUAACAAGCUCGGCGUUCUUGGUUGUAUAUCGUGCAUAGUAGGUUCAGUUGUUGUCGUUCUACAUGCCCCUGAAGAGCACAUGCCCGAUUCCGUUGAAGAAAUCUGGGAUCUAGCUACUCAAGCAGGAUUUCUAGCAUAUGCGGGAACAACAUUGUUACUCAUGGCAAUAGUAGUAGUGUUCAUCGAACCUCGAUAUGGUCAGAAGAACAUACUGAUAUAUCUGGGUAUCUGCUCUUCAAUGGGAUCAUUAACUGUUGUUAGCAUCAAAGCUGUUGGUGUUGCCAUAAAGCUUACGCUGGAUGGAAUGAACCAGCUUGCCUAUCCGCACACAUGGCUUUUUAUUCUGGUCGCAGUUAUCUGUGGUGUUUCUCAGCUAAAUUACCUCAACAAGGCACUGGAUACCUUUGAUUUAGCUAUGGUUUCCCCAGUUUAUUAUGUAAUGUUUACCACCCUUACAAUAGUGGCGAGUUCAAUUAUGUUCAAGGACGGGGCUGGACAAAGCUUAAGUAGUAUUGCUUCUGAAUGCUGCGGCCUGGUAACAAUCCUUUCUGGAACAAUUUUGCUGCACGCAGCAAAGCAAAAAGAAGUUGCCAGUUCUCCAGCAUCCACUUGGCCUUUGGAUAGAGGGAUAUCUUGGUAUAUCAGUGUAGGCAGCGACAAUCUUCUGAGGAACGUCGAAGACGACUACUUCGCCGCUCCACAAAUUUCGCCAACCACACCCUGA
Messenger RNA from Triticum turgidum subsp. durum (durum wheat), 1032 nucleotides. The record is from the annotation of a GenBank genome assembly. Lineage: Eukaryota; Viridiplantae; Streptophyta; Magnoliopsida; Poales; Poaceae.